AUGGUGCCGGCAAGAGCAUCGAGAUCUUCAAGCAAUUUCCCAAUCCUGACCUCAUUCCAAGGAUCCCUAUACUGCUCUCUCAGUAUGAAAUCAGUGGAGAAAUUAUACAGAAUGGUCAUUCUACUCUGUGACGGGGUUUUAGUCAGCAACUCGGUCUGCGGCGGCGCAUCGAGCGGGGGAUCGAGAAGCCUCUCGAAGAUAUUGGACCUUGUCUCCCACAGUGCGAUCGUCACCGGCGAAUGGUACAUCCCCGGCCACAAGCUAAGGGGCUUUUUCCUCUUCGAAGGAGAAGAAAUCGAAUUAGAAUCACAGUUGCUGAGGGGAGCGAAAUUGGAGAAGAUGCGAAUCGGACUGGAUGGCGACAGCCUCGAUUCCUCCAUUAGCGCAGAAAAUUGGAAAAAGGAAGCAGUACAGAGGAUUUCGAGAACAAAUCAGAUUGGAGCUGACAUUGAAAGGAUUUGUGAAUUGAAGUCUGCCUCUUUUGGUCUUAGGUGUAUUAUAAAUUGGUGUGAUGGCCAGGUUUUGGUAGUCCAUUUUUUUGUUGUUUUGGGAUUGGGUUUGGGGAUGGGCAUUAUAGGGGUAGAUGAAUCUAGAAGCAUGGUAGAGUCUUCCAUAGCAAUGUUCUGUUGGGCUUCUGGUUUAGCAGAGGAUAUUAUGAUUGUGUUAGGUGAUGACUCAAGAGGUUUCAGCACUGUCGAUUUGGGGAUAAGGGCUAGACUGUUAGAGGAUUGA
Molecule: messenger RNA, 732 nt
Organism: Striga asiatica
Lineage: Eukaryota; Viridiplantae; Streptophyta; Magnoliopsida; Lamiales; Orobanchaceae
Source: the annotation of a GenBank genome assembly